AUGAAAAAAAGGCAGUUCCUCUCGGCAGUCUUCCUGCUGUUGAAUUUGAUUCAUCUCAUACAUGGCACAUGCACCAAGCCUCCCCUACCUGCCAAUGCUUACGCGCUGACGGAGGACAAGACGUCUUAUGCCGUGGCAGAAAAGUACACAAUCGUGUGUCUCCCCAGCUACACCCUCAAUGGGGAGUCAGACUUAAUCUGUCAGAUCGGGGGCACUUGGUCUAGCGCGCCCCCUACCUGUGUAUCAGAUAGUAUUGUGGAUGUUCCUUGGUGGGUCCUUUUGUUGGGUGUAGUCGGUGGAUUAAUCCUUAUUCCAUGUUGUUUACCAAGGAUUAUAUUUUGCUUCAUGAACAAGAAAAAGAAAGGAGAAGAAGACGAUGAGAAAGCCUUGUACAAGGGGGGAGAGAAGGGAGGGGGAAUGUGGAGGAGUGGUCAUGGAAACCCCGUCACCCCCAUCACAGACAGGGGGAAACACCAGCUCCACAAAAUGUGAAGAA
Messenger RNA from Saccostrea echinata, 496 nucleotides. RefSeq names its product complement component receptor 1-like protein. Lineage: Eukaryota; Metazoa; Mollusca; Bivalvia; Ostreida; Ostreidae. The transcript is spliced from 4 exons. The coding region runs from base 1 to 492 and encodes 163 amino acids. The record is from RefSeq and is a predicted model, not a curated record.